AUGGGCACCACAAUACCACCACGCAUAUACCGCUUCCUCCACAUGCGGAGCCCAUUUGGCAGAGCAAUCGUCUUGGCAGCCAUCUCCUUGAUACUCAUCAGCCUGUCGCUACUCUCCUCCAGCUCCUCGGAACUCCGCAGGGCUGUUCUCGUUACCACCGAUAGCUUCAGACAACAUGGGGGGCAACGGCCGCUAUCAAACACGCCUGUAUGGCCAUCACCAAGCCCACCGAACUCGACCGAGAACACAGCAGGUGCCAGGUUUGACGCCGAGACGAUGGGCUGCGAGGACGACUUUGCCCACUUGCGCAAGCUGCAGGUACGCUAUGGCCUGCAGCCCAAGUUUGAGUACUAUAGGCGCCACGUCCAGAUUUCACGCCAGGAUAUCGAGCGCAGUGCCAUGACAGAAGUCGACGAGAGGUUCCUGCCUGGCGAGUUCCGCCUCGUCGACACCGAGACUCGUACGGCCUCGGACACACCCUGCCCCGGCCCCGAGCCGCUCCACCUGCCUGUCACCAAGUCGCCAUUCCCAUCCACCGCGAACCUGUCCGACUUCCUCUUUGGCGUCUCGACGACAUACAAGCGCUUCAGCGACCCGCGCACCAGUUCCGUGGACGAGUGGGCCUACUGGCUGACCGACUCGCGCGGGCGCUCCAACGGCGGCAAGCUGCUGCUCCUGCUCAUCGACGCGUCGUGGCUCGAGCUGCGCGCGGCCCGCAACCGCCUCAAGUCGGCCGGCAUCGACGCCGACGUGCAACGCUCCGACUCCAAGGACCCCAUGGCGGUCCGCUACCUGUCGCUCGUGCCCGCAAUGUAUCGCCACCCGGCCCGGUGGACGCGCAAGUGGCUCGUGGCGUGCGACGACGACACCUUCUUCCCCUCGCCGCACGCCCUGGUCGAGCGCAUGGCGCGCUUCGACACGUCGCGGCCGCUCUACGUCGGCACGCUGUCCGAGGACGCUAACAACGUGGACCGGCAUGGGGCGCAGGCGUUCGGGGGCGCCGGCGUCUUCAUAUCGGUGCCGCUCGCGUCCGAGGUCGCGGCCGCGUACGACAGCUGCCGGACGGAGCGCAAGAUCGCCGAGGCCGACAGCGGCUGGGGCCCGCAGGGCGACAUCCUGCUGCGCAAGUGCGUCUACGAGAACACCCCGGUCCGGCUCUCCAUGGUCCCGGAGCUCUGGCAGCUCGACCUGAUGGGCGACCCUUCGGGCUUCUACGAGUCCGGGAUCAAGCCGCUGUCGCUGCACCACUACCGCGGCGGCAUGUGGCACAUUGGGUACCCGCUCGCGUACACGCGGCACGCGCACCUCUGCGGCGAGGACUGCACGCUGCAGCGGUUCCGGACCCGGGACGGCUUCGUCCUCUCGGCCGGCUUCAGCGUCGCGCGCUACCCGCUCGGCAUGGACGACCUGGAUACGGACCAGAUGGAGCGCACCUUUUGGCCGGCGCCCGACGACAAGGGCUGGAACCUCGACUUCGCGCUCGGCACGCAGCGCGGGAGCCUCGCGCGCACGGGGCGCAAGCUCUCGUGGGACCUGCAGGAGAGCGCGCUGAGACCCGACGGGAGUGUGUCGCAGAUCUACGUCCGCAAGGCCGAGGACCAGCGGUGGGUCGACUGGGCGGGCAACCGCAUGAGCGAGAACGACGGCGUUGUUGAGCUGGUCUGGAUUUUGUGA
Messenger RNA from Gaeumannomyces tritici R3-111a-1, 1674 nucleotides. RefSeq lists its product as hypothetical. Bases 1 to 1674 code for a protein of 557 amino acids. Gene Ontology annotation, molecular function: acetylglucosaminyltransferase activity. The record is from RefSeq and is a predicted model, not a curated record. NCBI's taxonomy places the organism in Eukaryota, Fungi, Ascomycota, Sordariomycetes, Magnaporthales, Magnaporthaceae. The transcript has a single exon.